GCAGCUGGCGUCGGGGCGGUUCUGUGCGGGAAAGGGACCGAUUCUUGUAGGACAGAGACCGGGACACGGACCGGGCGGCGAUGCUGCACCUGCUCUUGCUGCUGGGGGCUGCAGCCAUCCAGGGGGGCUACUCCAGCCCAGGCCCGCACUCGCUGCGCUAUUUCUACACGGGGGUGUCGGAGCCCGGCCCGGGGCUGCCCCAGUUCAUCACAGUCGGGUACGUGGACGGGCAGCUGUUCAUGGACUACAGCAGCGAGCGGGGCAGCGCGGUGCCACGCGCGGAGUGGAUGGCGCGGAACCUGGACCCGCAGUACUGGCAGCGGGAGACGCAGAACUUACAGAGCGAGCAGGCCACGUUCCGAGCGAACCUGAACACCCUGCGCGGGCGCUACAACCAGAGCGCGGGAUUUCACACUGUCCAAGUGAUGUACGGCUGUGAGCUCCGGGGUGACGGCUCCAAAGGGGGGUUUAGCCAGGAUGCCUACGAUGGGCGCGACUUCAUCAGCCUGGAUAAGGACCAUGAGACCUGGGUGGCGGCAGAUGACGCAGCUCGGAUCACCAAACAGAAAUGGGAUGCUGACAGGAGCAUCGCUCAGAGACGGAGAGCCUACCUGGAGCAGGAGUGCAUCGAGUGGCUGGGGAAGUACCUGGAGUACGGGAAGGAGACGCUGCAGAGGAGAGAGCCACCGCGGGUGCACGUGAGCGACCGGCCGAGCCGGGACAGGGGUCUCACCACCCUCUCCUGCCGGGUCCACGGCUUCUACCCGCGGAACGUGGCCGUCGUGUGGCUGAAGAAGGGGGUGGCCGUGCCGCAGGAGACGAUCCAGUGGGGGGUGGUUCCCAGCGGGGAUGGGACCUACCAGACCCGGGCCACCAUCGAGAUUGACCCCAGCAGUGAGACUGAUUAUACCUGCUGUGUGGAGCACCCCAGCCUGACUGCGGAUCUGAGAGUGCCCUGGAGGUCCAAGUUCAACGUGAUGCUAAUCGUGGGUGUCGUUAUCGGGGUUCUUGUGCUGGUCGCUGCCAUCGUUGGAGCCGUUGUCUUCCUCAGGAAGAAGAGAGACGGCUACAAAGCGGCUGCAGCUCACGACGGCUCUGCCAGCUCCGGAAGCAACCAGGGAUCGGACACCUGUGUCAAGGCGUAACGGAGCCCGUCGGCCCCUGCGCAGCCGGCUGGAGGGAUCCCAGACUGAGGGGAGAGACCGGAGCAGAUCAGGCUCCUGGGAAUG
This is a messenger RNA of Emys orbicularis (European pond turtle), 1229 nucleotides long. RefSeq names its product H-2 class I histocompatibility antigen, Q9 alpha chain-like. The coding region runs from base 81 to 1145 and encodes 354 amino acids. The record is from RefSeq and is a predicted model, not a curated record. Gene Ontology annotation, biological process: immune response. Lineage: Eukaryota; Metazoa; Chordata; Testudines; Emydidae. Gene Ontology annotation, cellular component: external side of plasma membrane. The transcript is spliced from 9 exons.